Linderina pennispora is the source of this 1380-nucleotide messenger RNA. Its product is annotated as alpha subunit of succinyl-CoA ligase. Gene Ontology annotation, biological process: tricarboxylic acid cycle. NCBI's taxonomy places the organism in Eukaryota, Fungi, Kickxellomycota, Kickxellomycetes, Kickxellales, Kickxellaceae. The coding region runs from base 96 to 935 and encodes 279 amino acids. The record is from RefSeq and is a predicted model, not a curated record. Gene Ontology annotation, cellular component: mitochondrion; succinate-CoA ligase complex (ADP-forming). The transcript has 8 exons. Gene Ontology annotation, molecular function: succinate-CoA ligase (GDP-forming) activity; succinate-CoA ligase (ADP-forming) activity.
CGACAAGCUGGGCAGGCCUUUUCCGUUCUCACGUCUUCUUCGCUCUUUAUCUGCACUCUUCGCUUCUCUUUCACUUUUUUUUCCAAAUAGAACAAAUGUUUGCUUCGUCUGUUGCACGCUCGCUCCGCACUGGUAAGCUUCCCGAAUUCAGGCUCAGGCAAUCUCGCUGCGCUGGUUUCGCUACGUCGGCCGCCCGCCGCUCGUACGAGGACACCGUGAAGAACCUCCGGAUCAACAAGGACACUCCGCCAGGCACUUUCCAUGCCGGACAGGCCAUUGCCUACGGCACCAACAAGGCCGGACAGACCCACCUGGACAAGCCUGUGUUUGGCUCCGUCAAGGACGCCGUGCAGCAGGCGUCUCCCGACGCCACUGCCAUCUACGUGCCUCCCCCCUUCGCUGCUGACGCCAUCCUCGAGGCCAUCGAGAACGAGAUCGGCCUGAUCGUUGCCAUUACCGAGGGAAUCCCGCAGCAGGACAUGGUGCGCGUGGUGCAGGCCCUGAAGACCCAGUCCAAGUCGCGCCUGGUGGGCCCCAACUGCCCGGGCAUCAUCGCCCCCGACGCGUGCAAGAUCGCGUUCGGCAAGAUCGGCAUUGUGUCGCGCUCCGGUACCCUGACCUACGAGGCUGUCAACCAGACGACCCAGGCCGGCCUCGGCCAGACCCUGUGCGUGGGCAUCGGUGGCGACCCGUUCAACGGCACCAACUUUAUUGACUGCCUCAAGGUCUUCCUCGCAGACGAGGCCACCGAGGGCAUUGAGCAGGCUGCCGAGUUCCUGAUCCAGCACAACCUGACCCGCGAGAAGCCCAAGCCCGUCGGUACCGCCCAGGACAAGAUCAAGGCCCUGGAGAAGGCCAAUGUGCUGGUGUCCCAGAGCCCCGCCCAGAUGGGUGUCCUGAUGCGGAAGCGCAUGGUCGAGGAGGGCCUCAUCUAAGGUGAUCUGUUGGGGGGGGUGCUCGUGAUGCUGGCCCGCCACAUAGCCCGAAGCCCUCGCCUAGUAAUUAAAGGAUUCUGUUUAUCGUUUCAAAUCACGGGCUUUUCAAAUUACCGAAUUGUAAACGAUGUCAUAGCUGCCCUGGAUCCUCCGCGAUGCCUGCCCGAUAACAAACGAGCGAGAUGGCCAUGUUGCACGGCCGGUCUGGACGCACUGUAGCGCACUGCCAUAUAGGGCCUUGUGGCUCGCAUUAGCGUAUGAGAGAUUCUCACGCUGCGCUUUGUCUCGCUCCGUGUUACACAUCAUUCCAGACUAUGCCGCUGCUCUUCCUGGAGGAACGAAGCUGUGAAGUGGGGGGGAGACCUUUUCCAUGAACGAGCGAAUGACAUUACGUCUGCUGUGCACCUAAACAGCUAUUUUUUCUACAACAUAUUUGCAAAUCCAC